AUGUCUACCUCUAGAGAUGGCUAUCUCCUAUCCCGCAACUUCAACGCCUCAUCCAGGUUGACCGCCCAACACCUCCUCAUUUGUCGAAGGACGGCAUCCUUACUUGACUCUCGUAUUGCAGUUGGCGAGACAGGAGACCCGGGGCGUCCGUUGGUAAUUGCGGACAUUGGAUGUGGAAACGGUAUAUGGACCAUCGAAUUGUCACAAUCCAGCAACUGUCAGGUUGUGGGGCUGGACAGCUCGUCAGAACUAUUUCCACCCGAUGACAUAUGGCCCCGCAACUGCACUUUCGACACCUUCAACGUCCUCGCUCCAGUGGAGAGAAAGUACAUUGGGGUAUUUGAUAUCAUCAACAUUCGAUUGUUAGCGGGUGGCCUGGGCCGUAGGGACUAUGAUCGAGUCCUCGCCAAUUUGAAGCUCAUGCUACGCGAGGGUGGAUGGCUGCAGUGGCUUGACAUUGCGCCGCCAUACAUCCUCACCUAUGCAAGAGAGGCUAAUCAAACCGUACCUGUUUCGAUUGGCUGCGAGAUGCCACGAGUCGUCCAGUCAUUGGGAUGGCUAGGUCAUUUACCGGACUUGCUGAAAGAGACGGGCUUUACGCGGGUGGAAAGCAGCAGAACUCAACCACAGGGCGCCCUUCUCAAGCAUGAGACCAGCAAUGUUCUAUUAGCAUUGUCAGAGAUACGCGAUCAGCUUUGUUACUGCCCCGAUCGCGUGGGCGGAUUUGAACGAGCUUUUGACGAGCUCAUUACUUGCCAGCUACGUGGCACCACGAUCUAUGCAUUCUGGACUGGCACCUCCUACCUCAUGACUUCCGCGAUUGCGCAGCCCUUCAUCUCGACGAUAUCCGAGCGAUUAGGCAUCCAUAUGAGAAUGAUCUGGUUUUCUGUCAGUGCGUUUGCUGCAGGCUCAAUCAUCUGUGCCCUGAGCCGGGACUUCAUUCCUCUGCUUGCUGGGCGAUCUUUACAAGGUUUGGGCGGUGGCGGCAUCAUCACGCUGGUCCAAAUCAUAUUUGCUCGACUCGUUCCUUUGAGAGAGCGACCUAAAUGGUUUUCUAUUGUUCUGACCACCUGGGCCGUCGGAAGUGUUGUUGGGCCAUUCCUCGGUAGUGUCUUGACAACGACCUCCACCUUUCACUGGAUAUUCUGGAUAAACCUGCCUAUCUGUGGACUAGCGCUGGUCGUCAUACCGUUCACAAUUCCGUCUUUUCGACCAACGGCGCAAUGUUCCUGGUCAAAGGUAGACUGGGCAGGCGCAGCGAUAUUUUUCACAAGUUUAACCAGCGUUCUCCUUGGACUAUCUUGGGGAGGGGUGACUUUUCCAUGGACCAGUAAGUGGACUAUAUCCAGCGUCACACUUGGGUUUUGCGGAACGCUUCUAUUUGGUAUCUGGGAACAUAACUUCCCGAAGUUCCCUAUCUUCCAAUCCUCCUUGUUCAAUACAGCUUCAAGGAUUGCGCUAUACUUCUGUUCCUUCUUACAGGGUCUUAUUCUAUUCUGCCUCUUAUACUACGUCCCGCUCUACUUUGCCGCUGCCCAGCAACGAACUCCGAUGGUGUCGAGUGCCUGUGUUCUGCCCCUGUCAUGUUCAUUACUCCCGGGGGCCGCCAUCACAUCGCAAGUCAUCAGCCGCACAGGUCGCUAUAAAUGGAUCCUCGUCGCCGCAUGCGAACCCGGGACGACUGAUACCAAAGAGGCAGGUGUGCCGACUACGGUCGCGACCAGCCCACCUGCAAGGCUGGGCCUCGGAAGGAGGCAGCCUCGUCGUGCUCUGUGUGAUCUGCGAGUGUCUGUGGUGACGCUAUGUAUUCUGUAUCUCUGCUACUGGUGGUACUUCCUCGGGACGCACAUUCAAAGCAUCUCGGUAGCUCUCAUUCCUUCCGUCGGUGUUGCCUCUGCAGUAGCGGCACAAAAGCUGGUACACUCAAAUAUGUCAGGGGUGCUCACCGAAAUGUGCCGUGCUAGAGGGAGACACCAGAAAGCAAAACUCCAGAAGCAGUGA
This is a messenger RNA of Exophiala spinifera, 2001 nucleotides long. RefSeq lists its product as uncharacterized. The transcript is spliced from 4 exons. Gene Ontology annotation, molecular function: transmembrane transporter activity. Bases 1 to 2001 code for a protein of 666 amino acids. Gene Ontology annotation, biological process: transmembrane transport. Lineage: Eukaryota; Fungi; Ascomycota; Eurotiomycetes; Chaetothyriales; Herpotrichiellaceae. The record is from RefSeq and is a predicted model, not a curated record.